Rhododendron vialii is the source of this 2739-nucleotide messenger RNA. Its product is annotated as protein NPGR2. The transcript has 6 exons. Gene Ontology annotation, molecular function: protein binding. The record is from RefSeq and is a predicted model, not a curated record. Bases 424 to 2622 code for a protein of 732 amino acids. Lineage: Eukaryota; Viridiplantae; Streptophyta; Magnoliopsida; Ericales; Ericaceae.
CCCAAACGGAAUUCUCCUUUUUUUCCAAAUCCCACACAAUUCUUUGCUAAAUUUAACAAUAAAAUCUGCAAAUGAUAAUUUGAUUAUGCGCUUCUUUAUGUGAUUCCCAAGCUUCUCUCCCACGAUUCAAGUCAACUUCCAUCCACACAAACACAACAAAAAUCAGAGUAUUCCAUAAACCCUUUAUUGGGCCAACAAAUAAGAAAAAGAGAAAGGGUUGAAAAAAAAAGAGAGGGAAAGAACAUGGAGAAGUUAUGUUGAAGGUUGGUUGGAUUCUUAAUUGAUGAAAAGGGUUUUCUAAUGAAGCUUUGAUUAGAGAGAAAUAAUAGGAGAUGGGUAUUGCUUGGGUUGGCGUUUUGUGGAUUCUUUACCUCUCUCGUCCCUGUCGUAACUGUAAAAGCAAGGAGAGUGAGGUGAAGCAAUAUGAAGACUAAGAAUUGGAUCAAAGAGCAAAGGAGGGCUCGGGUAAAACGGAGGUUAGGAAAGAUCAUGAAGUGCCUCAGCUCGGGAGAGCAAUUAAUAGUUGAUGAAAUUGUUCCUUCGCCUGCGUCCCUUGCAACAAAAGAUUAUGCAGUUGGUGCGUAUUCACCUCAUGCUGGCGAAAUUGACCAGAAGCCAGAUAUUGGCAAUAUUGAAGAAGCUGAGUCCUCUCUGCGGGAGAGUGGUUAUUUGAAUUACGAGGAAGCAAGAGCACUGCUGGGAAGAUAUGAAUAUCAAAAGGGAAACACAGAAGCGGCGUUGCAUGUAUUUGAAGGCAUAGAUAUUGCUGCAGUGACUCCAAAGAUGAGACUCACUCUUUCACGAAGAGUAGAACGUCCUAAGAGAUUUUCACAAAGUGAUGCUGCCCCACCGAUGUCUAUACAUGCCGUUAGUUUACUCCUGGAAGCUGUUUAUCUCAAAGCAAAGUCAUUACAGGCUCUAGGGAGGUAUAAAGAAGCUGCUCAAUCAUGCAAAGUUAUUCUGGACAUUGUUGAAUCUUCAUUACCAGAGGGCUUGCCUGAAAACUUUGGUGCUGAAUGUAAAUUGCAGGAGACUCUAAACAAGGCGGUUGAGCUGCUUCCUGAAUUAUGGAAAUUAGCUGAUUCUCCUCAUGAAGCAAUCUUAUCAUACCGGCAGGCCCUUCUCUAUCAUUGGAACCUUGAAGAAGAAACCACAGCGAAGAUUCAAAAAGAGUUUGCCAUUUUUCUUUUGUACAGUGGAAGUGAAGCAAGCCCCCCAAACCUCCGUUCCCAAAUGGACAGUUCAUUUGUACCCAGAAAUAACAUAGAAGAAGCUAUUAUCCUUUUGAUGAUUCUAACAAGAAAAGUGUCCCUCAAAAGAAUUGACUGGGACCCAUCAGUUAUGGAUCACCUUUCAUAUGCUUUAUCUGUCUCGGGGGAACUAAGGGCAUUAGCUAAUCAAGUGGAGGGAUUGCUUCCCGGACUUAUAGAUAGGAAAGAAACUUAUCUCACUCUAGCUAACUGUUAUUACGGAGAGACUGAAGACUUAACUGCUUUGAAUUUGCUGAGGAAAUUGCUACAUAAUAAGGAGGAUCCACAUUGUAUUCCGGGUUUACUAAUGGCUUCAAAGAUUUGUGGUGAAAACCCUGAGUACUCAGAAGAAGGGAUAAAUUUUGCCCAAAGAGCCCUUGAAGACUUGGUGGGAAGAUGCGAUGAGAUGGUCGGUGUUGCUCAUUGUUUAUUAGGAAUCUCACUCUCAGCCCAUUCGAGAUUUGUUAUUGUUGAUGAUGAGAAGGUCAAGAGACAAUCAGAGGCACUUCAAUCCCUAGAAAAUGCUGGGAAAAUGACGAGAAUGAGGGACCCCAACAUCGUUUACCAUCUUAGCCUAGAAAAUGCCGUGCAGAGGAAAUUGGAUGCUGCACUUCAUUAUGCUAAGUGCUUACUGAAAUUGGAAGGUGGGUCGAAUCUAAAAGGAUGGAUACUGUUGGCUAGGGUUUUUUCUGCCCAAAAACGGUUUUUGGACGCCGAAAAUAUUGUAGAUGCUGCUCUAGAUCAGACUGGGAAAUGGGAUCAGGGCGAAUUGUUGAGACUUAAAGCUAAAAUCCAAAUUGCUCAGGGCCAGUUAAAGAAUGCCAUUGAAACUUAUGCUCAGAUUCUUGCUGUUCUUCAAGUCCAGAAUAAAAGCUUUGGAUCUGGGAAGAAGCAUUUGAAGCACAAUGGGAACCAUGGUAGAACUUUGGAAUUGGAAACGUGGCAUGAUCUGGCUUCUGUCUACAUAAGCUUGUCGCAAUGGGACGAUGCUGAGAUUUGUCUUUCCAAAUCAGAGGCCAUCAGUCAUCACUCUGCUUCUAGAUGGCAUGUCCGCGGUUUGCUUCAUCAAGCAAAGGGCCUCAACAAAGAAGCUCUUAAAGCCUUUAGGCAAGCUUUAGAUGUUGAACCCACCCAUGUUCCGAGUCUGGUCUCCAUUGCAGUGGUUCUCAGAAAUCUAGGAAGCCGCUCUCCGGCUGUUGUCAGAAGCUUUCUGACAGAAGCGAUACGGCUUGACAGAAUGAAUGCUUCUGCUUGGUAUAAUCUGGGUCUGCUUUACAAAGACGAAGGUGUUGCAUUGGCAGUGGAGGCUGCAGAGUGUUUUGAGGCUGCUGCAAUUCUUGAAGAGACUUCUCCUCUUGAACCCUUAAGAUGACUGGUUCAGUUCACCCAUCAAGCUUGUACUUGAAUUCCCUCUAAUGUAUUUUGAUCACAUAUAUAUAUUGGUUCAAUGGAAAAGCAAUGGAAUAAAAGUUAUAGCUGUUGUUGUCGA